This is a messenger RNA of Syngnathus acus (greater pipefish), 3341 nucleotides long. It is a transcript of the gene lrrcc1, whose product is annotated as leucine rich repeat and coiled-coil centrosomal protein 1. The record is from RefSeq and is a predicted model, not a curated record. Lineage: Eukaryota; Metazoa; Chordata; Actinopteri; Syngnathiformes; Syngnathidae. Gene Ontology annotation, molecular function: protein binding. Gene Ontology annotation, cellular component: cytoplasm; centrosome. The transcript is spliced from 19 exons. The coding region runs from base 276 to 3296 and encodes 1006 amino acids.
CUCUGACGUCACGUAAACAGGAAAAAAGCGGCCAGUUCAACGACAGGAAAGUAAAGAAGUGAGCUCCAACUGCAUCGUCGGCCAGUUUACAACAAAAGUAGUAUUUUUAUGAAUAUUUUACGACACAUCGCGUGUCGUUGACUUCGUCAACUCCGUUGCAAGCUUUUUUUUGUUACCAUGACCACCUACCCGAUAUAAAAGCGAACUCUAGUGUUGAUGACGUACGUCACCCUUGUGGCUGUCCACCUGUUUUUGGAUUAUAAUCGCUUCGUGUUAUGGAAGAAAAGGAAAUAAGUUUGAUUGACAAGAGUAUUUCAAGCUUGCUGGAGGUUCCUCUGCGUCCCACCAUCACAUCGCUCAACCUGCACUGCAACCGCAUCCCGAGGAUUGAGGGCUUAGCAUCGGCGCUUCUCCUGAGACACUUGGACCUCUCUUCCAACUGCAUUGCUGUUAUUGAGGGUCUUGCUUCUCUCACGGCCCUGAGGACUUUAAAUUUAUCCUGCAAUGCCAUCACCAAGGUUGAGGGAUUGAACGGUCUGGUGAAUUUAACAAGGUUAGACUUGUCCUUCAAUCAAAUAAACGACCUCAGUGGCCUAUUGCAUCCCCACGGCCCCGGACGCAGGCUCAGGCACCUCAGUCUCCAUAGCAACCGUCUUGCCAGCAUUGAGCACCUCCUGCAGUGCCUGCUGGGGUUGCAGGGGUUGAGAGAGGUGUUUUUGAGCCACGGCGGCAAAGGCAACCCGCUGUGCAUGAAGCCAGGUUACCGUGAGAUGGUGAUGCAGUCGCUGCCACAAGUGUCAUUUCUCGAUGGAUCGGAUCGUCUGGGACAGCCAUCAUAUUCCCCGACGGACAGUCCAUGUGACAUCCCCGGGCUGGAGAACUACGUGGACCUCCUCCUGCUCUCCGAUGCCAGCAACAAUGAAGCGGGCGCUCUUGUGACCACACCCAGUAUAAGGGAAGUUCUGAGCCACUUUGGACAGAGCGUCACCCCUGAAGCCUUUGGCAAUCUGCUGGCAGCACCUGACAAGGAGCGCGUCCAGCAGGAGCAGCAGCAGGUCCGCACGGCCGACAUCGACCGAACAUUGACUAUAAACGAAGAGCGAGUCAAGAAACUGGAGCAGCAGGUGUCCUGCCUUGUUCAGCAGGUUUCUGCAAAGCACCAGUCCAGUCAAGCUAACGACUCUGCGGUCAAAGCUCGGAAGGACGUGAACGACACAGACCGCACGUCAGAAAGCGAGUACGACAGCGGCAAGGAAAACGGCAGCCGCUCCGCCAUCCCGAAAUACCGUAAGCCCGCGUCGACCAGGACAAGCAAGAGAUCAAACAGUGAUCAGGAGAAUCCGAAACAGAGGGUUACAAAACCUACUGUCAGGUGGUCCUCUGCCACCGCCAAAGGGCCCAUUGAUGCAUCUGUUCCGGCGAGGAGGGUCACGCCGAGAGCCGGCAAGGAGCCAAUCAAUGUGAAAUGCAAGUCUAAUGAGGAGGAAACCUAUAAGGCUAUUGUAGAAGAGCGAGACCAGGAGAGGGAGAGGCGCUGGAAGGCCGAGCAGGCCGUCACCAAGUUGACGGAGGAACUCCAGUGCCUGAAGACCAAAGUCGGCGAGGAAAAAGACCUGCAGAGUAUGGCCUUGCACACCACCGACAGGCUUAAAGACUUGCUACUGAAGGAGCGGUCGGGACGCUGCGAGCUGGAAACACGUGUGGAGCAGCUAGGUGGGAGGUGCCGCUCGCUGAGCCAGCAGCUGGAACAGGCUCGCGGCAGCGAGGAGCGUCACAAGCACGCGCUGCGGCGACUAGAGGAGGACGUCACCCACGGGGAGGCGCUGCGGGCUCGCCAGCAGGCCCAAGAGGUGAAGCGACAGCAGGAGCUGGAGAACAAGGUGGCGUCUCUGAAGCGCGAGUUGGAUGUCCAGAGAGCCAAAGUGCAGGAGCUGCACGAACUGCUGGCGUGCCGGGAACAAGAGCACAGAAAACAGCUGGGGAUGCGGCUGCAGCCGGGCGGGACGGACUUCUUGGCAGCAGUGGCAAGAGAAGUGGCGUCUGAGAGGCAAAGUCACGCUCAGAGGGAGGCUGAGUUGAAGGACAAAGUGGAGGAGGGCAAGAAAGCAUACGUGGCCCUGGAGGACGAAUUCCGCAUGGCGCUCACCAUCGAGGCGACGCGCUUCUCCGAGGUAAAGAAAGCUUGCGAUCAAAUGGCGGCAGAGCUGCCGGAGCUUCGAGCGACACUGGCUCAGUCGCAGCAAGCAGAAAAGAAAUCCGCCUCCCUGGUGCAGGAGCUCACCGUGUUGGCCAAGGAGCAAAAGAUUCGCAUUUCAGAGCUUGCCAACGCCAAGAGAGAUGCUGUUACUGAGUUCAAGAGGCGCGCUCAGGCUCUGGAGGCCGACCUGGCUCAGGACCGCCAUAUGCGCCUUCAGCUGGAGGCGCUCAAGAAGGACAAAGCGCGACUUUCGGCCCAGCUCGGCGCGCAGGAGUCGGUCAUCGAUGGACUGAGAGCCGAGAGGAGGCUUUGGGGGCAGGAGCUCGCUCAGCAAGGAGCAUCUCUGGCUCAGGAUCGCGGACGUCUGGAGGCCAGGAUUGAGGCCCUGGGUGCCGAGGUGGAGGCGCAAAAGAAACAGAUUGAGCGGGACAGCGACGCCCUCAAAAUCAAAAGCAAAAUCGUUGAGGAUCAAACGGAAUCCAUCCGCAAACUCAAAGAGACGCUGCAGGAGCGCGACGAGCAGGCCCGCAGGCUCCGCGACGACAAGGCCCGGGCCGAGAAGACGUUCCAGCGGCGACUCGAGGAGGACGCGUCUCGGCUGACGGAGCUGGAGGAACGCAUCGAACACCUCGUCGUGCGCAAGGAGGAGCUGAAGCAGCAGUUGGAGGACAAGGAGGCCCAAGGAGAAGAGGCAAAACGACUUCACAGUGAAUCUGCAAAAAAGUGGCAAGAAAAGGCUCAGCUGCUCACGCAACUGGAGACCCAAGUGAAGCGUAUGAAGGACACCUUCGACAACAAAGAACGCGCGCUCCUGGAAGAGAAUGAACAACUGAGCCAAUCACACAGAGCGGCGGUGGAGAAGCUGCGCUGCAUGGACGACGCCUUUCGCGCGCAGCUCGAGUCCCUCCAAGCCGCCCAUCAGGCUGAGCUGCUUCAGAUGGCGAAUGACAAGCACAGUCAGAUGGAAGAAGCCAAUCAGAAGGUAUUCGAAGUGGAAGAGGAGAUGCGUCAGCUACUGCUUGAAAUGGACGCCAACAAGAGGAUUACAGAGGAGAAAAUAAAACGUCUUAACAGUGUGCUAAAAGAUUUCAACUUUUAAAUUAUCUUGGUAAUGCGUCAAUUAAAAAACUGUAUUUGCUUUAUA